Molecule: messenger RNA, 2760 nt
Organism: Talaromyces atroroseus
Lineage: Eukaryota; Fungi; Ascomycota; Eurotiomycetes; Eurotiales; Trichocomaceae
Exons: 1
Coding region: 1-2760 (919 amino acids)
Biological process (GO): regulation of DNA-templated transcription
Molecular function (GO): DNA binding
Source: RefSeq, a predicted model, not a curated record
AUGGAGUACUUCGACUUCGAAGAGGCUUCUUUCGCCUCCACCAAUGUCCAGGACGAUGUCGCAUCGGACUGCCAGGAAGUAGACGAAGCUGAUGCCGUCGACAACUUUGACUCGCUCUUCUUUGAAAAGACGUUUCAGUUGCGUCCAGAUUCGGGGCUGACAGCUGACGAAAGCGAUAACCUGCACGACCAGGGACUAACCGACGGACAGCCGGGGCCCCAAUCCCCUGUUUCCGACCAGAAACCGGGCGCAGAGUACCCCAUGUUCCAAGCCCCAGCGCCCUGUGAUUUCUGUCGCCAAAUGGGGUUUAAUUGCUUUCUCAUCAAAAGAGGCGCCUUAAAUAAUGGCUGUACCUGUUGUGUCUCUUUAUGGCGAGAGUGCAGCUUCAAACGCGCCAAAGCACCAGGCAAAUACUUGAACACCUUGCAUCCAGUGGGUGAAAACGACGUCACCUACAACGGCGCUUUGACAGGCAGGCGGGCCAUGAAAUCCGUGGGAUCCAAGUUUGAUAAUCUAGAAUCCCGUGGCCGCAAAAGUGGUGCGCGCUUCUCGCGUGAUGCUGUCAGAGUCUUGAAGAACUGGCUCUCGGAGCACCACCAACAUCCGUAUCCCACCGAGGCAGAGAAAGACGCAUUGAAAGACCACACUGGUCUCAAAAGAAGCCAAAUUGCCAACUGGCUGGCUAACGCUCGUCGUCGCGGCAAAGUUCAACCGUCCACACGUAGUAUUUCACCGAUUCCAGGUUCCGUUGAUAUUGGACAACGAAAUUCCUCGUCAUCUUCGCCGUCAUCGGCCUCGGCAACAUCCUCGUCUACACUUGAAUAUGCGCUCAUGACGCCUUUCGAGCGAUGGAAGCAAUCUCCACCUGAGCACGAAGCUGCAUCAACAAGUGCCAUUAUUCGAGCCAUGGCCAACACUACUUUUCCUCCACCAUCACCUUCCCAUUUGCAACAACAACAGAAUCUAUAUGGGGCCCCAACGGUUUCUGGACACGGCCGGUCUAUUUCCCGUAAGACGGGUUCGAGCAACGACUCUAGCUCCAUGUUCCAAGCGCCGUCUGUGAGUAGUUAUGAAACGGAGAACAAUUCAUCAGUUUCAGACUUCUCCUUCGCCUCUGCAUUUUCACACCGAUCUUCUCAACGGUCAUUCAACUCGGCGGAGCGAAAAGAGCGCCGUCACCGUCGCAAAAAUAUGCCACCAGUUCCAACCUUCGACCGGCAGCCGGCUCGAUGCGCCCGGAUUUUCCAGUGUACAUUCUGUACCGACUCCUUUCCAGCUAAAUAUGACUGGCAGCGGCAUGAAAAGUCUGUUCAUUUGGCAUUAGAAAAGUGGACCUGCGCUCCAUGGGGAGGGGUGAUCACUACAUCUGAUGGCAAAAAGGCUUGUGCCUUUUGUAGGGCUCCGGAUCCAACCGAAGACCAUCUAGAAACCCAUAACUUUGCUUCAUGUCAGGAAAAAACAUUGCAAGAACGCACUUUCUAUCGCAAAGAUCACUUGAAUCAACACUUGCGGUUGAUGCAUGAUGCUAAAUAUGAUUCGUCGAUGGAUCAAUGGCGGAGCACGACAACUGAAAUCAAAUCACGAUGUGGAUUAUGCGAUACGAAUUUUGUCACCUGGAAAGACCGUAUUGAUCACCUAGCCCAACAUUUCAAGAACGGAGCCGACAUGUCGCAGUGGAAAGGUGACUGGGGAUUUGAGCCUUAUGUUCAGCGUCUUGUAGAGAACAGCAUACCUCCUUAUCUUAUUGCUAAUGAGCGUUCGACUUUGAACAGAAAUAAAGCCCCUGCACCACAACAUCCGAAGACUGUUGCCAAUAUUUCCGCAGGUUCAUCUUCAGUGUCUCCGUCAGCUCCCGCUGAUGAAACAUCCUUUGUGCGGCUGGAAUGCGAGCUGAAGGCAUUCAUUGGGCGCCAAUUGCAUGAUGGAGUUGUGCCCAGUGAUACAGCGAUUCAAGAUCACGGCCGAAUCAUCAUUUAUGGCUCGAACGAUCGAUCAAAACGAACAUGCGCUGACAAUGCGGUGUGGCUCAGCGUGUUGAAGCGAGAUAGUGGUAUCGAAGAUCUUCCUGGUUUGGAGAAUAUUACAUUGCAAGAUUUAGGGAUGAAGCCUCCUUUCGUCGGUCAGAUGCAACAGCCCCCUCUAGAAACAAACAACUUUCUUGCUGGAACUGUGCGUCACUCUUGGUUUGGCCAUUCCAGUCUUGGGAGCGCUGCAGUUUCGGUAUCUGAGAUGCAAAGCCCAGUUCUACCUCUCAGCAGUGGAUUUCACUCAGCUGCUCCAAGCAUACCUGGAAGUCUUGCUGGCAGCUUUUCCGGCAGCAUUGGGGUAUCCUCCGCUAGGCCGCUGUCUGGCGUACCCGCCCUGUCAAGCGCUUGGAGUAGUAGCUUUUCUGUAGGCGAUCAAUCAUCGUCGGAUUGGGUUGGAAGCACUGGGAUACUGGACCCUUUCACGCAGUCCAAUUUUGAUCUUGAGCUCCUAGAGCAAUUGAACGCAGCGGCUUCCCAAGGCGAAGGUGUUGAUGCGCAUGAUUUCAGCCUUGGAGGACUGGAAUCACAGGCUCACACAAUGCCAAACCAUGUCCUACCCUCGGUAGCUGAUACUGCUGCCAAGAACAACCAGUCAUUGCAUGGUGUAGCAGAAUUUUCGGUUACCUCUGAGACACAGCCGAUAAGUAUUCCCACUGCCGCCGCUCCCCUCGACGAUCCGGCUCUGCAUCAAUACUUCGACCCAUUAUAUGCGUCGCAAACUAGAUUUCAAUGA